Thunnus maccoyii (southern bluefin tuna) is the source of this 6004-nucleotide messenger RNA. RefSeq names its product proline-rich transmembrane protein 3. The transcript is spliced from 4 exons. The record is from RefSeq and is a predicted model, not a curated record. The coding region runs from base 341 to 3673 and encodes 1110 amino acids. NCBI's taxonomy places the organism in Eukaryota, Metazoa, Chordata, Actinopteri, Scombriformes, Scombridae.
ACUCUGUGUACGUUGUUAAUGUCCACAGGACAAAGCGGCACUUAUGGAGAAAUGUGUCAGUUGAAGCCAUCACGUCGGCUUCCUGCCGUUUGGAUGGUAACGUAACGUUACACAGUAACGUUAGCUUGUGAUAAACGGAUAAUAACAGCCUUCGACGAACUGCUAAAACACAGCAUAACUAAAUCCUACCAUAUUGAAUUAAACUGAAGCGAUUUUUUUUAUUCAGAAACUAACAUAGUCCUGCAAAGUUUACGUGGAGACGUUAUACGUUAUUGUAGCUAACGUUACUCAGCGUUAGCACCGUUGUUUAACGUUACCGUUAGCUAACAGUUACUACGGAAUGGAUACGUAUAACCGCCAGUUUACGGGGCGUAACGUUGCCCAUAAAGGAGGACCUAACCUGGGUUAUAUCGAAGCACAGUUGAAGGAUGGUGUAACAUACCGACAGAGGCACCAGGCACUGCUCACCACUCAGAGGCAGACCAUGGCUCCCAUAUCCCUCCUUUUCUUAAGCCUCCUCCUCUCCUUCCUCUAUCCUUCAGAUGCCCAAGUCAUCAUUGACUCCUCCUCCUCCUCCUCCUCCUUCACUCCUCUGGAGCUACCUAUUAAUUCCUCACCUCAACCAACUAAGCAGACUGUUCGAUUCUGGCCCUCUUUGCCUCCCAGAGGACGCAGUGAUGUGCCUAUCAGAAUUACAAUCCAGGAUAGGCUGACGACUACGAAUGCAGUGCAGCAGGUGCAAAGAGUGACCCGUCCUACUGCACAGUCCACUCCUUCUUCUAUAUCAGCCCUUUCUAUGCAGAAUCUCAGCAGUGGGCCACUAACUCAACCAACAUCCUCCAGGCCCAGGACUGACACAGCUAGUCUAGCACUCAGCAGGGCUCUUGCAAGGGGAGAUGCUACAAUAAAAGGCUCAACUCCACCUCUGCCAACUUUACCCUCCGCUGCUGUUGCUGAACCUGCAGGUGAUAAGCCAGUGACAGUAGGCAAUCUAGAGGAGGGAUCAGUCGAAGGGACAGAGGAUGAUGAUUUGCAGUGGUUGGGAUCAAGUAGUACUCCAGCAGUGAUACUUGUGAAGGAAUCACCUGCUCCUCUGCCAACUGUCGGUGAUGAAAUGGCACAGUAUCGACCGCAGGCACAGACUGCGAUAUCUGAAGGUUUAUCAUUUGAAAUGUCUGAUGUAAAGACACCAAAAACGGACAUUUCGACUGUGAAGCCCCAACUGUUACCGCUGACAACAGCCGGCAGAGUCUCUACGACACCACAGACUGAGACAAGAGCCACGCUGUCCCCUGUGGUAACACAGGCGACACCUCGGACUUCAGUAUUAACAGGUGAAUUGACAGCGAAUACUCCAUCCAUCAACAGAGUUGCUCCAAAGCAGGACUCUGCUGCUGUGACAUUACCCCAAACCACGACCACCACUGCUGGCUCCACUGAGAAACAGCCACAGACUGCAGGACAGCCAGUUACUGGUCAAAACCAAAACAGUUCACAAUUAAACACGGUGACACACCAAGUGACGACCACAGUUACAGCAAGUGUGCUCACUACUACACAGGAGGCAGUGAAACCAUCACCCAAAACAACAAAUCAACCCAACAAAACAGCACUACUGGGUAGAAGCUCAGCUAACGCGACAGCCCGGACAGGGACCUCUUCCUUCCUUACUACCGGUAUUGUACCUGUCACCAAAAGCAGGUUUGGCCCCACGUAUCAGGCUGGUAUUGGUCAGAAGAACCGCUCUGUUCUCCUGGGACAUCCUCACCAAGCUCCCCACUCCACCUCUAAUCCAGCUCCCUCUCCCACUGCCAAUCCCACCCCUAAUGGCACACUUCUCUACUGGGGUGACCUGAGCAGGACACUGGCUUUCGCCUGGGAGCUGCAUGUCUACGGGUCAGCUAGCCUCUUCCUCCUCCUAUUUGCUGGAGCUGCUCUUGGCCUCACCCUGUCACCUGGUGCGAACUGUCCUCAUCGGGGGGCUCUUGCGCUCGCCAAUGCUCUCUUAUUUGUGGCUGGUGGCCUUAGGGCAGUUCUCUUUCUAAUUGACCCCUAUGGGACACGUAAAUUCCUCCCUCGCCCCGCAGUUACGGCCAUCUACAACUUGCCUCUACACAUGCUGGUGUGGACACAGGCUGCCAUGGCACUGCUGGCGUUGAGGGUGGCAGGCGUAAGUGUGUUACCUUCAACUUUGGAGCGUCCUCCGCUCGUGGCUGUGUUGGCUGUGUUGCAGUGUACUCUGCUGCUGGCGGCUGAUCUGCUUUCCCCAGCCCUGUCCCCUGUGGUGCCCGUCACCUUGCAGGUGAUGUCCCUGUGCUGGGGCCUGGGUCUCUGUCUGGGAUUCCUCUGUUAUAUCUUUCCACGUAUACGCUGCCCUCUCAUUCCCCAACCUGGAGUCCCCGAAGAAGCCAGGAGGAAGACUUGGACAGGGAGCAGGAGGAUGGGGGUGAUCCUAGGGAGAGUGCUGGCAGUGUGUGCUGUUCUGGGGGCACUGUGCUGUGGGCUCCAUGUCCAUGCAACCUUAUGGCUCUAUGGACUGCUAGGGGACUGGACGCGCUUUAACUGGGGAUGGUGGCUGGUUCACUUCUGGGCCCGGCUCCUGGAACUGGCCUGGGGGUUCUCCCUCCUACUCCUGGGUUCCUGGGUGUUCUGGAGGCCUCAAAGUUGCCGGGGAAGGGAGGAGGGGGAAGCAGGAGAUGGCAGAGCAGCAGGAGACCUGCCAUCCCCUGGCCAAUCUGUAGGCUCCUCUCAUAGACACACCUGCUGGUCCAAGAUAGUCCAGAGCCUGAGGGGGAAGCCCUGUAGAAAGUCUGAUAGCAAUGGGGUUGGAGGAGUAGGAGGAGGAGGACCAGGGGAGGUGCCUAACAACUGGGCAGGCCAGGAGCGUCCUGGAGCUGACAUCAGUAAGAGUCUCAUCAGGAACCAGAACCACGAGCAGGCUACUGCUCAGCCACGCUGCAUCAAAGACAGCAACCGGGGACGCAACCACAGGGGCCACUCUGCAGAACGAGGCAUAUCUGAUGGCUCCACAGGCUCCCUGCUCAGACUGCAGACACUGGGUCGGCCUCCACAGCGUUCAGUGAGUGGCAGUCUGGAUCAGGAUAGGGACACUUCCCUGUCUCUGUAUGAGUUUGAUCUACGGCCCCCUUCUCCCAUUGACCUGACCCGCAGCAUUGACGAGGCUCUGCACAGGGAACACUUGCUUGGAGUAGGCAGCCUGUUUCAUCCUUUGAACCACAUCUCACAAUCGCCCUCCCCAGGUUCAGGGGUCAGCCAGGGGCCUUGGCUUCGCAGGAACAGUGAUCCUCAGCUUUCUGAAAGCAGCGAGGCUCCGACUGAGUCUUCGAUGCCACUAGGGGGCAGCAUUCUCAGCAGUGUGCCCAGCAGGCAGGUGACUGCUCCCCCCACACCCUCCCAUCAGGGUCACAGGUGGGCUGGGAACGGGGUAGGAAGUGUCCCCUCAUCAGUGUCCUGCCCCGUGUCACUGCGUCCCUCCAGAACAUCAACGGGGCAUCUGGGGGAGGAUGGAGUGGAAGACACGCGGCCAUUCAUCACCCCAGACUCAGAAAGUGUGCGGGGGAGGGCUGGGAGGCCAGUCGGGUCACGGAGUUACCUGGAGGUCAACCGACAUGACGACUCUGCCAGCGUUAGCAGUGAAAUUAUUGACUUAUAAACCAAACCUUAGACAUGAGGACCAAUGACCACACAUCAAACUCCCAUUCAACAAAUACUGUUCCUAACUAAGACUUGUGCAAAAAAGCACAACUUCAACAGACAUUGGGAAAAUUUGACCUUUCAACUGCCUAAAAUGAAUUAUUUUUAGAAGAGGGAAAAUAUACAAAAGUGUCUCUGGGUGAUGAACUUUCAAGGAUAUCACCUAGUUGCCUUUCACUUAAGGGUUCAACAACUUGUGUUUAUGGAACAGGUAUAGUGUACCUUUUACUCUGGGAGUAAAACUUGGAGAUUUCGCACAGAUCAACAAUACAACACACUCUCCAUCUCAUUCUCUGACACACAUCACCUUCCUCCCUGUCUUGUCCUGUUUCUCUCUGAAACACACAAACACUUGUAUAACACUGAUAUAACAUAAAACGCACUGGGACAUACUUACAUUACAGCAAGUCCUAAGAAUGGCUCUUCAGCAGGUCCCUGCUUGUUAUUGGCUUAAGAUUUGUGAUGACUUUCAGCUUCUCAUACUGUAUGAAAUAGGUUUAAAUCAUCUCCCUGUCAAGGAACAGUACUUAAUAGUUUGGAUAAGUUUGAUGGGUAAAAGAGAGAUGUGGCUCUGUAGGUCCCAUCCGUAUUGUUUCUGUGAAAAAAAAAUGUCUGCAUAUCAACAAUAGUGAAUUUCAUUGCUUUCAUAGAGCUUAUUUGCUGUCUUUCAUAUUUCAGUUUACUUUGUGAUGUAAAGAUGUGCCAUACAUAACUUCGGUUGGUUCCGUGCUCUUUUUAUGGUUCUAUAAACCCAUUAUUUGGGUUAACUCUCUAUAGCGUCUUACCAGUAUCAUAGUGACUCAGUUAGGGAUUACUACUUCUAAGCUCUUAAUAUGCUGCUGCUGUUGUUGUCCAGUCUGCCUUCUAUGUUAAUGUGAAGCUGAUUACAUAAAGAGGCAGGUAGUAAACAACAGCCAGUGACACAGCGGGCAUAGAGGUGACACGCAGACAGUAUGCUUACAUUGCGGCUGCAAUUGGGAGACGUCAAAAUGAAAUUCAAGCAUUCAUCUGUGAGAUUAAUGCAUUUCAACCUGUUACUUUGCUGUAGGACUACGCUUUUGCAAUCAAUAAUAAUGUACAAUUAAAGCCUCUGACUGCAUUUUUACCGGAUUUGAAGAAGAAUAUUGAAUAUACUCACGAUCCUAUAAGUUGCAUUGAAUCAAUUCGAACUAUUAAAUGCUACACAGCUUUGCAGGGCUGCACCACACAAGACUGGCUUGGCAUGAACCUCAGAACUCUUAUACUCGACCUAACUCAAUAACAGAGCACUUAACUGUACGCCUGAGCACUAGACUGAAGUAUUUUACUACUCAAGAGGAAAAUAUCUUAUUAAAAAAUUAUGUAUAAGCAACAAUGUAAAUAAUGUUAUUUUUGAUGUUCAUGAAUAAAGGUGUAUUCGAAACAUAAUCAUAGUUGUUACUGUGAAAGACAAUCUAAAGUGGUAUUGCUUGAACUGUGCAGACAGUUUGUUAUUUUGACAUCAGAUUGUGAGGACAUGCAGAGCUGUGACGGUUGAUGCUUGACUACAGAGGUUAAUGUCAAGGUCUUUCUGGGCUAUGCUCAGGAUUGUAAUAUUGAUGCAGGUUUUGCAAAAUGUGUAACUAACGGCCAAGGUCUGCAGGACUUAGAUUUCUUUAUUUUUCCUGUCCUUAAAUGAUGACGAAGGUAGUGCUAAAAAACAGAAAAAACAUUUCAAGUGGAAUCAUAUUUAGUCUAGUCAACUUGAAACUGUUAGGUGACCCUGAAAAUAGCCCAGUGCUUCCCUUCCUGAGUCUUAUAUUUGAAAAGUUUUGUUCCAACAUGAGCUAUCCUUUAUUUAUAAAUUAUUACUGUGAUGUUAUCUUGGUCUGCUGUCAUGAAAUACUGAAUGAUACAUUUCAGUUAAGUGGAUAAACAUGAUGUGAGCCAGUCAAUGUAUCACACGACGACUUGUUUUUUCCCGUUACCUCAGGGUGACUUUCAGUACCUCCCAGUGAUGUGAGAUGCUUGAAUUGUUUAGUAUUUGCAGUACAAUGGCCUUCGUGUUGUUGUCUACAUUCCAAUGAAUCUGUACUUGCUGUUACCUCUUCUACUACUUCAUGACAAGGGUGGUACCUCCAGCACCCGUAGCGUUGUCCCCUCCACAAAGCAGUACGUGCCAUAGAAAAUACAAUCAAUGUGCCCCCUCCAGUCUGUAGUCACAGUGCAGAAAUACAGUGUUAGAUUCUUGUUUUGCUCAUUGAACUUUUGUUCUUGUAUUUCUUGCUGCAUUUCAUGUCUGGAUUCAAAUAAAAACGAGAAAUCUUUGAAA